AUGAUUCCUUAUGGCCUAGAGGCCCCUCCAUUCGUUCCCAAAGCCAAUUGCUUGAUUACUGAUCAGAUUCAUGACCCGUAUGUGGUGCUUCAAAUGGGAAUGAGUAUUCUCCUUCCUAAAGAUGUCUGCGUUUAUCAGGAGCUAGAUUCCUCUGAACUCGAUGCUCAGAUCAUUCGAAAUGCCAUGCAAGCCAUUGGUGAGCUUCAUGGCCACUCUAGUAUUGCUCGGCUCCUUCUCUUCUAUGCCAGAAUACUUUUCGGGAUUGUCGAUCACACCCAGGGAACUGGAAUUUCCAACUCUGGCCUUGUUUGUUUUAACCGUCGCCUUCUUGCCAUGUUCGAGGAUGAUCUCCCUUACCAAGUUUGUAUCACUCCCUCCAAUGACCUUGAGACAGUCAGUUGUUACGACUUCCAGGGUCAGCUCCGGUCCGCCAUGAUUGUUCACCCCAAGCUCGACCCAGUCUCGGGAAAGCUCUUUGAUCUCUUCUACGAUGUCGUUCAGAAGCCAUACCUUAAGUAUUAUAGCUUCUCCCCAGAUGGCUGGAAGUCACCUGACAUCGAGAUUCCUGUUGAUGAGCCCACCAUGAUGCACGACUUCGCAAUCACUGACAGGUUUAUGGUGAUACCCAAUCAAUAG
Molecule: messenger RNA, 636 nt
Organism: Nelumbo nucifera (sacred lotus)
Lineage: Eukaryota; Viridiplantae; Streptophyta; Magnoliopsida; Proteales; Nelumbonaceae
Source: RefSeq, a predicted model, not a curated record